AUGGUGUCCUCAACACAGCUGCUCACAUAUGGGUCUCUGGUGGCUGUGGCCAUCGCCUUCGUUGCAGCACGCUGGUCGCAAUGGGCAGAGCUGGAAGCAGCGGUGGAUGACUUUGCCGCCCAGCUUUUCGAAUAUCUGAAGACGGACGCCGUGGCCUUCGCUCUCCCAGCUGCUUAUGCCCGCUGGGUGCUGCCCGCCCCAUGGGCCAAGCCAGAGCCGUGGCCAGUAAAGGUCCUGGCAGCUGGUGCAUUGGGAACUGUUGCUCUAAUCAGCUUGACAGGCGCCCGCCGGGCCGCAGCCGAAGGUACGUUUCAGGUCUCCGACUUUGCAAAUCUAUUUGUCUUGCACAUCGGAUCGUACUCGGUGGCACCACUCUUGGCGAGGGAGUGGCUCCCUUUGAUUUCUGUUGUAGUUAUAGUGCUCGUGUUGUUGACAGGGCUUCACACCGAGAUGGUGCUUGAGACCGUGCAGGCAGUGACUGCUUUGUUUGCUGCGUAUGUCGCUCAUGACCGCUUUGGCUUGCGCUGGCAUUCAUUUUUGCUUGUUGGUGUUGGCGGGGCUGUUUUGGUACCGUACUUGGCCUCUGUCUUCAAGUCGCUGCCGUACUUGGCCUCUGUCUUCAAGUCGCUGCUACCUUUUCAUGAGCUGGUGGCAGCAUACCAUACUGUUGAGGGCAUCGUUGGCACUCGUCGGUUUGAAGAGGAGGUCUGUGAGCUCCUUGUUGUGACUGCCUACGUCCAAGUCUCCUUAGGAUAUGUGGGCAUCUGGUACAUGCGCCAUGGGCAAGCGCGGACAAACCUUUUACUGGAUGUUGCUGAUGGGAAGCUGGAGGCAUGGAGUUUUCUCCAGCACGUGGGCGAGUACAUGUGGGCAGUGGCUGCUCCGUACAUGAUGCAGCGUACAAUCAUGGAGACUGCAAACGCGCUGUCGCUUUAUGCUUUUCUUUGCAAGGUCGACCAGCAUGUUCGUGUGGACACCUUUUUCUCGGGUGGCGACUUCGCAUACAAUCGCUUAGAGGUCGCUCUUGAAUCUGAUCAUACUGUGGAAGCUUAUGCUGAAUCUGUGACUGAGCUGAUGUCGGACUGCUAUUCGAUCAUCGAGAAGAAGCUUUUUGGAUUUCCUAACAUCCUGCUCAUGUCAGACACCCUGCUACGCCAGCCGGCGCUUAUGAUGGCGGUUCUUCCCGUGAGCAUUGGGCUUGACUUUGGCCGGGCACGGGCCUUCGCAAUUUUAACUUCGAACAUUGAACGACUCACCAAGCACUUGCGCACCCGAAUGUCCAGGAGGAAGAAAAUCGAGGAGCAUGACGUGAAGCACGCAGAGACCAUAAGCCGCACAGGUUCCGCUUCUUUGGUGGCAAGUCGCUGGGAGGAUCUGGCAGGAGAAAUCUUCCAGCUUACAGCGUGGAGGAAGUGUUUGGUCUCAUCUCGGCUUUACUUGAACUGGAUCUAUUACCAGAACAUUGUGGGCGUGGGCAUCGAGUGUGCCAUGGCGCGGAUGAUGGAGUUGGGCUCAAUCUCAGCCGCGGACCUGGGGGUUUAUGCGUCUGUUAUCGAGGAUUCCAUCGACUUCUUGCUGACGCGAUACAGAGAGGACGCCCGCUUGGCGCAGAUGUCAACGAACCAAGAGCGCCUGCUUGAACUCCACACCCGGCUGGCCACAUUCCGGCAGAGGUUGCAAGAAUCUCGUGGCUCCGCUACUGAUGGCUACUGCACGUUUCGGUCGGAUGAAGGCAAUCUCAUGUUCAAGGACUUGACCUACCACCGGAACGGCACUGCGCGUGUCAAGCUGGACCUCGAGUUGAAGCAGGGCAAGGUUUAUGCCGUCACGGGACCAAAUGGUGCUGGCAAGAGUACCCUGUUCGCCAUGCUGUCAGCCUGCGCACAGAGAAUGCCUUUACCCAGCGGACUGAUGGUGGAGGGCAGCAUGGUUAUGCCUCUGGGCGAGCUUGCCGAAGUUCCACAAAGGCCAUACCAUCCGUUCCACGUACAGCCGCUGGCGUGGCUCCUGAACGAAGCAAGCCUUGCCGCACUUUCUUCUGAAGAGCUUGACCGCCACGAGGCUCGCGCGGUGCAGGUUUCGGCAAGGCUUGGCUUCAAGUCCUCUCAGGAGUCCGACGCGCAAGGCCUCACCACGGAGGAGCUGCGACAGGAGAGGAAGGACUGGUACAGUGACCUUUCCGGCGGCCAGCGAAGCAAAGCAGAGCUCAUGCGCCAGAUCUUCUUGAAGAGCCGAUGCCCUCAGGUCGUCCUGAUCGAUGAAGCACUAGCGCCGCUGGACCCCAUCUCGAAGCAACUUGUACAGCAGCAGCUGAAGGACUUUUGCUCAGAGUCGCUCAUACUGGUCAUCUAUCACACAGGGGAUGGCGUGAAUUGCGUCAACAGCACCGGCUUCUUCGAUGACAACUUGCACUUCGCGGAUGGUCGUGCGAAAUUGGUGGGAUUGUGCUGA
Molecule: messenger RNA, 2451 nt
Organism: Symbiodinium natans
Lineage: Eukaryota; Dinophyceae; Suessiales; Symbiodiniaceae
Source: the annotation of a GenBank genome assembly